Xenia sp. Carnegie-2017 is the source of this 394-nucleotide messenger RNA. RefSeq lists its product as uncharacterized. The transcript has 3 exons. The coding region runs from base 28 to 375 and encodes 115 amino acids. The record is from RefSeq and is a predicted model, not a curated record. NCBI's taxonomy places the organism in Eukaryota, Metazoa, Cnidaria, Anthozoa, Malacalcyonacea, Xeniidae.
AAAAAUACCCAUUUUUUCUACAGAUCAAUGGAAGCAAGAUUGUUUAUUGCCGCUCUUCAUUUCAUUGAGAAUGGAAAUAAAGUUCAGAAAACGAAGAAUGGUGGGCAAACAGAAGAGGCAUUGAUUUGGAGAGUGGCUUAUUCAAAGUCAAAAGAAGGACAAGGGGUUAUCAAACCAGUGAAAGUUGACAGCACUUAUGGAUAUGUUAAGGAUUUGAUGAAAGAAUUUUUGUACUGCAGACGCAUUAAGCCAACACUGUCCAAAGCUCUUGAUGUCAUUGGAGUGAAAGAAAUACCUGUCCCAAUGACUCGCCACAAAUCAAAAAUCAGCAAAACUGAAGCCAUUAAGCAACAUAAAACUCGUUUUAAUAAAUAAAAUGCAACUAACCAUUCAA